Molecule: messenger RNA, 393 nt
Organism: Hyla sarda
Lineage: Eukaryota; Metazoa; Chordata; Amphibia; Anura; Hylidae
Product: histone H2A type 1
Exons: 1
Coding region: 1-393 (130 amino acids)
Cellular component (GO): nucleosome
Molecular function (GO): structural constituent of chromatin; protein heterodimerization activity; DNA binding
Source: RefSeq, a predicted model, not a curated record
AUGUCUGGACGCGGCAAACAAGGAGGGAAGGUUCGGGCUAAGGCAAAGACCCGCUCAUCCCGGGCAGGACUCCAGUUCCCUGUCGGUCGUGUGCACAGGCUUCUCCGCAAAGGGAACUACGCCGAGAGGGUGGGCGCCGGUGCUCCGGUCUACCUGGCCGCUGUGCUGGAGUAUUUAACCGCUGAGAUCCUGGAAUUGGCCGGUAACGCCGCCCGGGACAACAAGAAGACCCGCAUCAUCCCCCGUCACCUGCAGCUGGCCGUGCGCAAUGACGAGGAGCUGAACAAGCUGCUGGGUGGGGUGACCAUCGCCCAGGGAGGCGUCCUGCCCAACAUCCAGGCCGUGCUGCUGCCCAAGAAGACCGAGAGCAGCAAAGCGGCCAAGAGCAAGUGA